AUGGCAAACGAGAACCAUGAAGAGGAGGGAGAAUCGGCACCAUUGCCAAAGAAUAUCACGGUUACGAAUGAGAAUCUGGUCACAAAGCAUCCCUUAGUACACCGAGGGCUUGGAUUGACGGACAACUUUGGAGUGGAACUGGCCAUUGUGGUGGGAAGUGCGAUCUUCUUUCGUCGCCUUUGGAUAUUGCACGGCAUCCAUUUUAUUGUCCUUCGGAGAACGCUACGACUGGCAAUUGCUUGGAUUGAUUACUUUUUUGAAGCUGGAAUAUACGAAGAGAUCAAGCGAACUGCCGUGUACAUUUUCCGGUUUUACCUAAACCACACAGAAAAGGCCCUAUCCGGAGAUUCCAUGCGCCUUUUCUUUGCGGCAUCUUGGCUGCAGACUUACAAUGCAUGGGGAUACCAUAUCUGGUUCGCAAUUCUCAGGCGCCAAUACAAACACGUUAACAAAUUGGAACUGAAUGAACAGGAGGAUAAACUACAAACGACUGAAAUGUUGGUAGAAAAACGCAGGCAGCAACAAGGACAACAGAAGCCAUAA
Cylindrotheca closterium is the source of this 543-nucleotide messenger RNA. The record is from the annotation of a GenBank genome assembly. Lineage: Eukaryota; Bacillariophyta; Bacillariophyceae; Bacillariales; Bacillariaceae.